UAGACGACGCUAUAAUCAAUAUGGCGGCGCCCAUGUAAAAAAAAAAAUCCGUUCUUCAUCUACGCAUUUGUGCUUUUUCAGUUGUCUGUGACCUUGAUUGUGCUGGGACUGUGUACGUGUUUUCCAAGCCUUACAUCAGUAUCAUUUUUAGAAUGGAAACACAAUUGCUGGAAAGGGAGAUUGAACUGAACAUGAAACAUGAAGACAUAGUGUCCAGAAGGGAAUUUCUAUUGCAAAAAUCUACAGAAAAUUUAAACAAUCAAGAAGUAUUCCAGUCUUCAGCUGCAAGCUUCAGGAACAGAGCACUCAAAAGGAACAAAAAACUAAUUCAGGAUAUAGACACAUGUAAAGAGAGUAUCAAGAAAAGCUUGGGGAGACCACAGCCUACUGAACUUGUUACAUUAAAGGAGAAAUACUGGGCCAUGAUUGAAGAAGAAUUACCAGCCUGGAAGUCAGAUGUUAAAUCAGCUAGAAAGAGUAAUCCAUCCAGUGCCAGAUGAUACAAAUACAAACCAUUCUAUCCAUCUUUGUUUAACAGUGCAAUAUUUUUAACCCCACUGCCAAUGGGAACUGGGUAAUUCCUCUGCUAAGCCCGGGGCGUUUAGGGAACUCAGUUGUUAGAUGUCUAAGCCUGCCCUAAA
Molecule: messenger RNA, 641 nt
Organism: Strongylocentrotus purpuratus (purple sea urchin)
Lineage: Eukaryota; Metazoa; Echinodermata; Echinoidea; Camarodonta; Strongylocentrotidae
Gene: c3orf14
Exons: 4
Coding region: 153-500 (115 amino acids)
Source: RefSeq, a predicted model, not a curated record